CAGAGUCCAGCCGCCAUGUCUCUGACCAAGGCCGACAAGACCGCAGUCAUCGCCAUCUGGGGAAAGGCGGCCACCCAGGCGGACGCCAUCGGGGCCGAGUCGCUGGAGAGGCUGUUCGCCAGCUACCCCCAGACCAAGACUUACUUCCCCCACUUCGACCUGAGCCAGGGCUCGGCCCAGCUGCGCGGCCACGGCUCCAAGGUCAUCGGCGCCAUCGGGGAGGCAGUGAAGAACAUCGACAACAUCGGGGGUGCCCUGUCCAAGCUGAGCGAGCUGCAUGCCUACAUCCUCCGCGUCGACCCCGUCAACUUCAAGCUCCUCUCCCACUGCAUCCUGGUGUCCUUGGCCGCCCGCUUCCCGGCCGACUUCACGGCCGAGGCCCACGCCGCCUGGGACAAGUUCCUGUCCAUCGUGUCCUCCGUCCUGACUGAGAAAUAUAGAUGAGCCCCACACGAUCGGGAGGAGGAGAGAUGGGCCAAGUCACCGAUGGGUCCCGGCCCACGGGGGGCUGCCUCCGCCUACCCCCCACCCCCUCCGAGCCCCCUACUCCUGGGAGGCUGUC
Molecule: messenger RNA, 562 nt
Organism: Tachyglossus aculeatus (Australian echidna)
Lineage: Eukaryota; Metazoa; Chordata; Mammalia; Monotremata; Tachyglossidae
Product: hemoglobin subunit pi
Exons: 3
Coding region: 16-444 (142 amino acids)
Biological process (GO): oxygen transport; hydrogen peroxide catabolic process
Cellular component (GO): hemoglobin complex; blood microparticle; haptoglobin-hemoglobin complex
Molecular function (GO): iron ion binding; heme binding; oxygen carrier activity
Source: RefSeq, a predicted model, not a curated record